CAGUGCAGCGACACACAGACACAGAGAGAGAGACAGAGACACGGACGCAGCCAUGAGCACCACACCGGGACAGACGUACGACGUGAUCGUGGUCGGUGGAGGAAUAUCAGGUUUAUGUGCAGCCAAGCUGUUGAAAGCUCACGGGCUGAGUCCUGUGGUGCUGGAGGCCAGGGAUCGCGUCGGCGGUCGUACCUUCACUGUUCAGAAUAAGGAGACAAAGUGGGUCGAUCUGGGCGGGGCUUAUGUCGGACCAACUCAGAACCGCAUCCUCCGAUUGGCCAGAGAAUACAACGUAAAGACCUACAAAGUCAACGAGGAGGAGAACCUGGUGCAUUACGUCAAUGGAAAGUCGUACUCGUUCAAAGGUUCAUUUCCUCCCAUGUGGAAUCCUUUCAUCGUGCUGGACAUGAACAACCUGCUGAGGACAAUGGACCAGAUGGGACAAGAGAUUCCCAGAGAGGCUCCGUGGAGAGCUCCUCACGCCGAGGAGUGGGACAAGAUGACCAUGCAGGAGCUCUUCAACAGGAUCUGCUGGACCCGCACCGUUCACCAGUUCGCCAAACUCUUCGUCAACGUGAACGUGACGUCAGAACCUCACGAGGUGUCGGCUCUGUGGUUCCUCUGGUACGUGAAGCAGUGUGGAGGAACCAUGAGGAUCUUCUCCACCAGCAAUGGAGGACAGGAGAGGAAGUUCGUGGGCGGCUCCGGUCAGAUCAGCGCGUGCAUGGCGAAGGAGCUCGGAGAGCGAGUGAAGCUUCAGUCUCCGGUUUACAGGAUCGACCAGACUGGAGACGCCGUGGUGGUGGAGACGGUGGACAGACAGACCUACAAGGCCAAGUACGUGAUUGUGGCGACCCCUCCUGGCCUGAACCUGAAGAUGCACUUUAACCCCGAGCUGCCGCCGCUGAGGAACCAGCUGAUCCACCGCGUGCCCAUGGGUUCCGUCAUCAAGUGCAUGGUUUACUACAAAGAAAACUUCUGGAGGAAAAAAGGUUACUGUGGCAGCAUGGUGAUCGAGGACGAGGGCGCCCCCAUUGGUCUGUCACUGGAUGACACAAAGCCUGAUGGGAGUGUUCCUGCCAUUAUGGGAUUCAUCCUCGCAAGGAAGUGCAGGAAACUGUGUGAUCUGAGCAGAGAGGAGAGGUUGAAGAAAAUCUGUGAGAUUUACUGUAAAGUUCUUGGAUCAGAGGACGCUCUGCACCCGGUUCACUACGAGGAGAAGAACUGGAGCGAGGAGGAAUAUUCUGGAGGCUGCUACACCGCCUACUAUCCACCAGGGGUCCUCACACAGUUUGGCAGAGUUCUGAGGGAGCCUGUGGGCAAGUUAUAUUUCGCAGGAACAGAAACAGCCACAGAAUGGAGCGGUUACAUGGAAGGAGCUGUUCAGGCUGGAGAGAGAGCGGCCAGAGAGGUCUUGUGUGUGCUGGGUAAACUCCCUCAGAGUCAGGUGUGGCAGUCAGAGCCUCAGAGUUUGGAGGUGCCGGCGCUCCCGUUUGUCACCACCUUCUGGGAGAGGAACCUGCCGUCAGUGGGCGGCUUCCUCAAGCUUGUGGGCGUCUCCAGCUUCCUGUGCGGAGUCACCGGCGCCGCCCUGCUGGCGCACAAGAAGGGUCUGCUGCCGCGCAGCUAAGCCGCUAACGCUAACACCACGAGUGCUCCACACUGCCACGCGGUGGCGGCUGUGAGCAGUGCGGCAGGUUUUUAAGAGGAAACGUCCGAGAGACUGUGGAGCUCACACGUGGUCAUGAUGACGUCAAUCUGACUCAGAUUAAAAUAAUCCAUUCAAACUAAUCAUAGGAAUUUAAACAUAUGAGACCAUUAAUAUUCCACAUUUUUGCCAAUGACAUUUCCAUUCUUGAUCACAUGAGAGUUUGUUAACUCGCUGUGUGUGUGUGUGUGUGUGUGUGUGUGUGUGUGUGUGUCUGCUGAUUUUAGGUGCUGAUUUCCUCUGCAUUAGCAGUUGUAGCUGUUGAUAAAUCAGAGAUUAAAAGAGGAGAAAAUUAGAACUCUAACUGUCGACUAAUCCCAUAAAACUCAGCAGUGAAAUAAUCUGUGUCUCUUGUAACGUCUCUGCACCUAAUAAAUGUGUCAUUUGUGUAAAAUAAUCCCAGAUCUUGGCUCUGCCGAGUGACAAAUGAUUUUAAUGUUUGUUGUUGUGUAGAAAUCAGCUGACGUGAGAUCAUCACGUCAACAAAUCCAGACAGAAAUCCAUGUGAAAUUAUAAAAACAAUAUGAUGUCAAACAUUC
Messenger RNA from Solea senegalensis (Senegalese sole), 2247 nucleotides. It is a transcript of the gene maoa, whose product is annotated as monoamine oxidase. Gene Ontology annotation, molecular function: oxidoreductase activity. The transcript is spliced from 15 exons. The record is from RefSeq and is a predicted model, not a curated record. The coding region runs from base 53 to 1630 and encodes 525 amino acids. NCBI's taxonomy places the organism in Eukaryota, Metazoa, Chordata, Actinopteri, Pleuronectiformes, Soleidae.